Molecule: messenger RNA, 2133 nt
Organism: Gekko japonicus
Lineage: Eukaryota; Metazoa; Chordata; Lepidosauria; Squamata; Gekkonidae
Product: amiloride-sensitive sodium channel subunit alpha-like
Exons: 11
Coding region: 1-2133 (710 amino acids)
Biological process (GO): sodium ion transmembrane transport
Cellular component (GO): membrane
Molecular function (GO): ligand-gated sodium channel activity
Source: RefSeq, a predicted model, not a curated record
AUGUCGAGCCCUAAGCGGCAGCGGGCGGUGCCUGAUCAGCCUGUGAAAGCGGGCCCCAACCAAGAGGUGCCCACGCAAGUUCAGCUCCCCGAGGGCCUCUUUGAAUUCCCGGCCUCCUAUCAGGAGCUCUUUGAGUUCUUCUGCACUCACAGCACAGUUCACGGCGCCAUCCGCUUGGUCUGUCCUGCCGAGAACAAGAUGAAGACGACCUUCUGGACGGUGCUCUUCUUGCUGACCGUGGCUGUUCUGUACUGGCAGUUUGGGGAGACCCUCCAGGGCUACUACAGCUACCCCGUGAACCUGAAGAUCAGUCUCUGUUCGGACAAACUGACGUUCCCCGCCAUCACGCUGUGUACCCUCAAGCCCCAAAGGUACAGCGCUAUCCAGGAGGAACUCAAGGAAUUGGAUCGCCUCGCCCACCAGGCAUUGAAAGACCUCUACGGCUUCAGGAAGGCCCAGGAGCACACCCCGCCGGAGCCCCGGUCUCCCCACGUCCUCCGCUUGGCUCGCCAUAUUCAGCGCCACCCGUUGCAACAUUUAACGGCUGAGGAUCCAAACAGCCUUGGGGGGAACGGCCACGAUGGGGGAGUGGGCUUCCUUCUGUGUAAUGAAACCAACGGAGACUGCUUCUACCAAACUUUCUCUUCUGGCAUCGAUGCUGUCCAGGAGUGGUACAGAUUCCAUUACAUCAAUCUCCUGGCACGGUUACCCAGUGACCAGGUGCUGGACGAAGACAGCGACGCAAACUUUAUCAUUUCCUGCCGCUUCAACAAGCAACCCUGCACCAAGGGCAAUUUCACCCAUUUUCGUCAUCCUACUUACGGGAAUUGCUACACGCUCAACGACAAGACUGGAAGCACACGAUGGACAUCUUCCAUGCCUGGAAUCCAACAUGGCCUCUCCCUGUUGCUGCGCACUGAGCAAAAUGACUCGAUACCACUGCUCUCUACGGGGUCCGGUGCUCGGGUGAUGGUGCACGACCAGAACGAACCUGCCUUCAUGGGGGAAGGAGGCUUCGAUGUGCGCCCCGGCAUGCAAACGUCCAUCACUGUGAGAAAGAAGGUGCUGGAACACCUCGGGGGUGCCUAUGGUCGCUGCUCAUGGAAUGGGAGUGACGUGCCCGUCAGAAACUUGUACACCUCCAAAUACACUGAACAGGCGUGCGUGCAAUCCUGCUUCCAGAACAUCAUGGUGGAACGUUGCGGCUGUGCCUAUUACUUCUACCCGCUUCCCUCAGGAGCAGAGUACUGCGACUAUGCCAAGCACGCGGCCUGGGGUGACUGCAUGGAAGCUCGGAAAGAGACAAACACUUUGCUUCCUUUUCAGGAAUGGGUGUUUCACGUACUGGCCCAGGCAAAGGAAAACAACGCGCCUCAAAGUUCAGUGGACCCCGUGCAGUUGGGCUCCCCGGCCAAGCUGGAGACCACGCCCUCAACAGAGGAUCAAAGGACUGAGCCAAAUAAAUUGGUGGCAGAAAGGGUUUUGAGAGAUGUCUGCUGGAACAUGGAAGGCCAGAACAGUAUCUCCAAAGUGCACAUCUUCUUUGACGAAUGGAGGUAUAAAGCCACCCAAGAGACUCCAGCAUUCACGGUCAAUAUGCUCAUUUCCCAGCUGGGAGCCCACUGGGGCCUCUGGUUCGGCUCUUCCGCCAUUUCCCUGAUGGAAGUGUUGGAGCUGAUGAUAGAUGUGGUUGCCGUCACUUGCAUCGUGUCCUUCGGUCUCUUCCACUGGACGUCGGCCCCCAGCGCCUCCGAGGCUGCCAUCUCCAGUUCUUGUUCACUUGGAGAUGCUGCCACACCCUGUGACCGUGGCGAGGCAGAAUGUCCAACAAAAACCUCUUCCCUGAAAGCCCCAAUUGUUGAUGCUGUCCUGGAACCCGGGAAUGGUGUUGAGGCCACCUUCUGCCUUAAGCACCAUAACCAAGAUGGGGUCACCAUUCCAGGGGAGUCUUCCGAUCUCUCUUCCCGGAGCUGCGAUUCCCACCAGCCCCAACCUGGGAGCUGCCAUGCUGGUGCCUCUCAGCCCCGAAAUACUCCUGUAUUCCACUCAAGUCUCCCCAUCCCUUGCAUCAUCAAGGAUUUCAUGGAUGUGGAACCAACUGGCAGGGACCGGGAUCUCGAGCUAGGGCUGUAG